Spea bombifrons (plains spadefoot toad) is the source of this 1128-nucleotide messenger RNA. Its product is annotated as protein FAM118A-like. The transcript has a single exon. NCBI's taxonomy places the organism in Eukaryota, Metazoa, Chordata, Amphibia, Anura, Pelobatidae. The record is from RefSeq and is a predicted model, not a curated record. Bases 31 to 1128 code for a protein of 365 amino acids.
AGCUGUAGGGUUACCUCUCUUCUGGGCCAAAUGGAUUCAGGGAAUAACACAAUGAAAGAAACAACAAACAAGAGUGAACUGAAAUCUGGGCUAAUGCCACAAACUCUCACCAAGAAGCACCCAGGUAACCUUCUGAUCGUUAUUGGAACUGGGGUGAGCGCAUCUGCUCUUCCGGGAAUCCGGGCACUGACUUCAUGGCGUUCAUGUAUUGAAGAAAUGAUUGCUGUUGCUGAGCAAAUCGAAGUGUUACACCCCAUGGAUGCCUCAGAGCUCCGGAACAAUCUUCGGGAGAACCAAGAUCUAAUGGUUGUCGCUCAUGAUCUUGUCAGGAAGAUGUCACCACGUUCUGACGACAGUAAGCCCAGUUUUUACCAUGACUGCCUACCAGAAAUAUUUGAAGACCUGGAAGUUCACAUUCAGAAUCCUACGGCCUUGGAGUCAAUCCUUAGUCUCAUGGAGAGAGGGGCCAUAGUCCUUACCACCAACUAUGAUAACUUGCUAGAAGUCUACGGUCAGAACCAAGGGAAACCGAUGGAGUCUCUAGACUUGAAAGACAAAGCCAAGGUAUUGCAGUGGGCACGGGGCCUAAAUAAGUAUGGUGUUCUGCAUAUCCAUGGCCUGUACACCAAACCCUGCGUGAUGGCCUUGGAUCCAUUCGAAUAUAAAUACUUAACCCAAGACUUGGAUAUGGUCAGGACUUUGGAGGAUUUGUACAGCACCAAAUGCUUCCUUUUCCUCGGCUGCGGAGAUAUCUUAAAGGACUACGUCUUCCAAGAGAUCUUCCUGCGCAAUGUGUACAACAAAGUAAAUCUGGAACACUUCAUGCUGGUUAUCAAGGAGAACGAAGACCACUUCUUCAAGCUCCAGGCAGAUAUGUUACUGUAUGGCAUCAAACUGAUAACCUACGGGGAUACUUUUGAUAAGUUUCCUGAGUACGUUAAGUGUUUGUCCUCAGGGUUAUGCAACCAAAAAUCUUCAGAUGUUGAAAAUUCCGAGGAAAUGCCUGCAGCGCCGUCCCAACCAACUUCUGCGGAAAUCAAAGGAGCCGAACACAGCCAAAUAAGCAAAGUCAAGAAAGGUGGAGUGUUCAAAAUGCUUGUGCACAAUAAAAAGGAAGCAUCGCAAUAA